Molecule: messenger RNA, 2554 nt
Organism: Carcharodon carcharias (great white shark)
Lineage: Eukaryota; Metazoa; Chordata; Chondrichthyes; Lamniformes; Lamnidae
Product: olfactomedin-4-like
Exons: 5
Coding region: 31-1404 (457 amino acids)
Biological process (GO): signal transduction
Source: RefSeq, a predicted model, not a curated record
AAGUUCCACAACUAUAUUUGGGUAGGAGUGAUGGGGAUAUUCGGCUUUUUUUUAUUCCUGAGCCUUGCUGCUGCAGAUCGUAAUGUUCCAGGAGAGGCUCGGGCCGCGAAAAGAUGCUACUGCGAUCUUCAGCUGUCAGAUGGGCCAUUCCCUCACCAACAACUUGAGCAACUGUAUUCAAUCUCUGAGAGCUGCAGCCACAGGCUGAACGUUCAACAGUUCAGUGAACCUAUUGAAAUUAUUGCCAACAUAGAGCAGAAGCUGAAGGAGCUUGUUAAGCGCAUUAAUGAAUUUAAAGAAGAAUAUGAUGGUGAACUAUAUAGUAUCAUUUCAUUUCGAAUAAUAGAGAUUGAAAUUGCUGAGCUGAAUGAAUUGCUUAGCCAACUUCAACAAAAGUGCUCUCAGAACAAUGAUGAGACAACUGAUCUGGAUAUACAGGUGCAAAAUAUUACUAGCAAAGUAGAUGAAAUGGAGAAAUACGACCGACUUAAAGUAGUUAAAGUGCACAGAAGAAAUGUCAUCCUCCAAAGGAGUCUGACCUCUUGCCAGAAUGCACUAUUAGCUACCCCAACCCCAUAUGUCAGUCCACAGCCAGGGUCCUGUUCCUUCGGAAGAUUAAAAGCAGUCUCCUAUCCCAAGAGUUCAAUGCUCAAUCAUUAUGGGACAUCCUACAAUUAUGGUUCCUGGGGGAAAGACCCACUGCCAGCACCUGGGAAAGAGGAUCAAUACUGGCUUGUAAUUCUAUCCAAUAGUAAUAGAUAUGGAACUAAGAUUCGUGUUUUCAACUCUUAUUCUAAAUUCCUCAGCAAAAGUGGUCACAAUGAUGUGACUUUUCAAACCCAUAAUCCCCAAGGCUCUGGUGGGAUAAUGUAUGGAGAUGCCUACUAUUACAAUUGCUUCAACUUGGGCAAGCUCUGCAGGUUUAACAUGACCACACACGCGGUCAUAUCUGCCACCCUGCCAUUUGCUGGUUAUAAUGACAAGUUUCCAUACUGCACACUUUCUUCCUGUUAUGGAUACACAGACAUGGACCUAGCAACAGAUGAAAAUGGGCUUUGGGUCCUCUACUCAACCGAGUUCAAUUUUGGAAACUUGGUCGUCAGCCAACUCAAUGCGACUGACCUGUCACUACUCAAAAGCUGGAACACCACCCUAUUCAAACGAUCGGUAACCAAUGCCUUUUUGGUGUGUGGGGUUGUGUAUGCCACCAGGUACAUAAACUCUGAAAUAGAAGAGAUCUUUUACAUGUUUGACACAACCAGCGGAGUUGAGCGAAAUGAUCUGAAUAUCCAGUUCCGAAAAGUCCUGCCUGGCAUCCAGUACAUGAACUACAACCCACAAGACAGGAAGCUGUACGUGUACAGUGAUGCUUUUGUUGUUAGUUACAGUUUAACUUUUGAAUAAACUGAAUGUAGCUUCCUAAGAAUCAUGCAACAAAAGGGAACCUGUUCUGGUCCAGAUAAUAGUAGAAAGCCAUAUGCACAAAUAUAUAUACACCUCUAUAGAGGCAGCUUAAAAAAUUAAAUGUGUUUGGCAAUUCUUCAGAACAGAUUUGUGGAAAACUAGGUGACAUAACCAUUGGUUGAUACAUUCCUUUUUACUUUUUCUUUAAGUUCUAUGUGAUUCCUCAAGUUAAGUUUAUAUUUCAAGUUUCAUAUCUUGUAAUGUUUUUAGUGUGGUCCUUGUGCUAAAAAAACUUAAAAUGACAAAGUGUGAGGAUACUUAUUAGAAAAUUAACAUUCGAUUAUGCAUAUAAUCUAAUCAUUGCUUCCUAGUAUGUAUUCCCUACAGUGUUUAACUGGUAAUAUUAUAACUAUGUGGGAAAGAACUGGUGUUUACAGCAACAACGCAAGGUAAACGCCUGAACAUAACAUAACAUCUGCAACAGCAACUCAUAUCUGUUUGGACCAGUUAUGUAGCCUCGACAGUAUCUCACAUCUGCCUAAAAUAAAACUGGAUAUACUGGAAAUAUUCAGUAGGUCAAACAGCAUCUGUGGAGGUAGAAACAGUUAACGUUUCAGGUUGUUGACCUUUCAACAGGACAUAUCUGUCUGGGCUAGAUAGAUCACCUUUGCAGUAACUCACAUUUGUCUGGACUAAAUUCACAAGGAUUAACUCAUGUCUGUUCAGGUUGGAUAUUUAAUAUUUGCAGCAUCUCAAUUCUGUUUAAACUAGGUGUAGUCUGAAAAAAACCAAUACAAAUAAUGCUUCAAUAUUGUUCCUUUGAAUGUGAUAUAAAAUGCAAUAUGUAACAGAUAACAUAGGUGAGUGUGAUAGCAAAGCAAAAUGAGAUUGUUGUAACUAUGAGUAUUUUGGUCUCUAGGCAUUUUGACAUUUAAUAUUUAGCAGCACCAUUGAAACUUCCCUUUAAUCGAGUUUGUUGGUUCAACCACUAUUAUACUGUCAUAUGAAGAAUCAUAAUUUGUUAAACUCCAUUUAUAAAAAGCAUUUAAAAAUAAAAAUUUAAUAUCAAAGUGAAAAAUUAUUAUGGUGGCGAGCUAGUUUCUAGCUAUGUGCUUGUACUGUAAUUAAAGAAACAUCAUCUUUUCUACAA